CUCUGUCCAACAAUGUUUGUGCUCUUUCUCUUGUACUUCUCAAGACUUGUCUUCUUCACCCUCUCCUCCUCCACUACUUCACACUCCACACUCCAAACUCAAAACACCCACAUGAAACUUGACCCAAAAUGACCAACCUUUUGUGUUUUUCUCAUCUUCUUGAAACAUCAAGAAACACCCACAUAAGAUUUGUAUAAAAUCUUCAACAUUUUUUUAUAAAUUGUUAAAAAAUGGGGUGUUGUUAUUCAAGACUAGAGAAAGAAGAAAUCGUUUCAAGAUGCAAAGCAAGAAAAAGAUACAUGAAACAGUUUGUAAAAGCAAGACAUGCAUUUUCUGCUUCACAUUGCAUGUAUUUAAGGUGUUUAAGAACCACCGGAUCCGCCCUUCUACAAUUCGCCACCGCUGAAACCACCCUACACCACCCGCCGGACCACCAUUUACCACCCACUCUCCCCACCCCUCCGCCGCCGCAACCACCCACUCCGCCGCCGCCACCUCCGCCGCCGAUGAGUCCGACGUCGGAAACAUGGACAACUUCCACCACCAACACCGCCACCACCCCACUCCCGCCGCCGCCGCCACCGCCGCCGUCGUCCACGUGGGAUUUCUGGGACCCGUUCAUGCCGUCGUCGACGAGAUCGGGGACGGUGGAUGAGGAAGAAUGGGAAGAUAGGUCGACCACUGUUCCGUCGGAGACGGUGGCCGCCACCACCGUUGGGGCGGCGAGUGUGGCGGCGCCGCCGUCCGCCGUUAGUGGGUUUUCUAAGAUCUCUGUGUCUACUGGUACUACUAGUGAAAUGGCGGUGGUGGUGUCGACAAAGGUUAAAGAUUUGGUGGAGAUUAUUAAAGAAUUAGAUGAGUAUUUUCUUCAGGCGGCGGAUUCCGGUGGGAAAUUGUCGGCGUUGUUGGAAGUUCCGGCGUGCACAUUUCCCGGCCAAGGGUCGUCAGGUAAAGUUCAAGGGUAUGGGAAGAAUUUGAGCCCGUUGUUCGGCUCGUGGAGCUCAACUCCGAAGUUAAAUGUGUUUGGAUGCGAUGGCAUGGGUGGAGUUACCGCGGUUGGUGGCAGUCUUGGUGUUGGGAGCCAUUGUUCUACGGUGGAGAGAUUGUACGCAUGGGAGAAGAAACUAUACCAGGAGGUUAAGAAUAUGGAGAGUUCAAAGAUUGAGCAUGCAAAGAGGGUAGAACAAUUGAGGAAAAUGGAGCUUAAGAGGGCUGAUUAUAUGAAGACUGAGAAAGCAAAAAAAGAGGUUGAGAAGUUGGAGUCUGUAAUGAUGGUUUCUUCGCAGGCGAUCGAGUCAACGUCGGAUGAAAUAGUCAAACUCCGAGAGGAAGAGCUUUACCCGCAACUUGUUGAGCUUGUUAAAGGAUUAAUGGGAAUGUGGAGGAAUCUAUAUGAAUGCCACCAAGUCCAAAUGCACAUAGUCCAGCAACUCAAGUACCUCCACGCCACCCAGUCAACGGACCCCACUUCCGAACUCCACCGCCAAGCGGGUCUCCAACUAGAGCUCGAGGUUCAACAAUGGCACCAAUCCUUCUGCAGCCUCGUAAAAAGUCAACGUGACUACGUCCAGUCGUUGACCGGUUGGCUCCGCCUCAGCCUCUUCCAGAUCGGGAAAACCGCGUUAUCACACACCAAACAAGACUCCCCCAUCUACGCCCUUUGUGAAGAAUGGCAUCUCGUGGUCGAUAACGCCCCUGACAACGUCGCAUCCGAGGGCAUCAAAGCGUUACUCACCGCGGUUCAUGCGAUAGUAGUCCAACAAGCCGAAGAGCAGAAGCAGAAGAAAAGGGCGGACUCGUCGUAUAAAGUGCUCGAGAAAAAAAUGUCCGUGCUCCGGGCUCUUGAACGCAAGUUUGGCCCGUUUUCAAGCUCGUCAAAUGGGAAGGACCAUGUUGGGGACAAACGGGCCAAGGUGGAGUCGUUGAGGGCGAAGACUGAGGAAGAGAGAGGCAAAUACGAGAAAACGAUCAAGGUAACGAGAGCCAUGACUUUGAGUAACUUACAAAUCGGAUUGCCUCAUGUUUUUCAAGCGGUGACGGGUUUUGCUAACGUGUGGACCCAUGGGUUCGAGUCUGUCUACAACCGAGCCAAGCGGCCGGAGGAGGUGCAUGAUGUAAAGAGGCUAAUGCUUUAGGGCAGGGUUGUUGUAAGACUUUAGUGUGUUUUGGCACAUCACUGAGACACAUGUGUUAACAUGUGUGCGCCAAAAGGUUUGGACUUUAAAGUGUGUUUUGAUUCCAUUUUGAUCUUUUUGUUUUAGGACAUGUUCGAGGCAUGAGAAAAAAGUGAAAGGAAUCUAAAGAGAAUUCGCCACUUGAGACAAAUUAGACAACCAAAAUAAAACAUUAUGAACGGUUUAAAGGGCAUCCUUGCUUCU
Messenger RNA from Helianthus annuus (common sunflower), 2378 nucleotides. RefSeq names its product protein ALTERED PHOSPHATE STARVATION RESPONSE 1. The coding region runs from base 231 to 2135 and encodes 634 amino acids. The transcript is spliced from 4 exons. Lineage: Eukaryota; Viridiplantae; Streptophyta; Magnoliopsida; Asterales; Asteraceae. The record is from RefSeq and is a predicted model, not a curated record.